This is a messenger RNA of Drosophila eugracilis, 7562 nucleotides long. Its product is annotated as chaoptin. NCBI's taxonomy places the organism in Eukaryota, Metazoa, Arthropoda, Insecta, Diptera, Drosophilidae. Bases 1 to 5475 code for a protein of 1824 amino acids. Gene Ontology annotation, molecular function: protein binding. The record is from RefSeq and is a predicted model, not a curated record. Gene Ontology annotation, cellular component: extracellular matrix. The transcript is spliced from 6 exons.
AUGUGUGAUAGACAAGGACAAAGAUUGGGACAGGGAGAGGAUCAGAGACAAAGGACUACAAGGAAAUUGUUCAACGGCAGCAAUUUAGGAACAACAGCAAUGCUGGUAAACUUAUUAGCGAAAUGCACGAAGUCAACAAACGGACAGGCGGCAGUCCUCGAAAAGGAAAAGAUAUCGGAGAAUAGGGGGAGGGUCAUCCCACAAAAACAACGAGCUAAACGUCACAACAAGAAACAUCCACAACUGCAGCAACAACACCACCAGCAGCUGCAGGAGCACCAUAAUCAGCGCCAGGAACAAGGACGUCAAAUGGCGAUGGGGACAAAUGAAGAGGCGGCGGCUGCCACGGAGCACGAACAGCAGACCAAGCUGGCGGACACCGAAUGCAAAGGCAAACACAAACACCGACGAAAUCGCAAUUAUGUUGCCGGCGUGCAACAGCAUGUCCUGCGGUUGCAGUCGGUCCUGUUUUCCCUGUUCCCGGUUGUCCUGCUGCUGUCUCCGGGCAUCGCAGCCUCGAUGACACCUUCGGCCAGGAUCUCCAGUGCCCAAGGUGUGGCACGUGAGCUUCUCUUCUCGGAAAUGGGUGGAGGCGCAGGCGGCAGUGAAUUUGGAGCCGGAGCAGGAGUCGGAGCAACAGCCUCAUUGGGCGUUGUCCCUGGUCUAGGUCUCAGCGGGGGUGGUGUAGGCGGAGCGGCUGGUAUCGAGUGCCCCAGUUUUGACAACACCGCCUGUCCCUGCUACAAAUUCGAGGAUGGACUAUUCCUGGAGUGUCCCGGCACGACGGCGAUAUCACUGCGUUCGACCCUCGAGCGAAUAUCGGCGCCGAUCCACUCGCUGUCCAUCUACGACUUCGACCGCUCCGUGACGUCCCUCUCGCAGGACGUAUUCCAGCAGGGCACCCACAUCCGCCACCUGCAGUUCUCCCACUCGCACCUGGAGGCGCUCAAGGACAACAGUCUGCGCAAUGUCCGCUCGAGUCUGGAGUCCCUCAGCAUUGUCAAUGGCAAACUAGCGCAGAUGCCGUCACGCGCCUUGAGUUCGAUGCAGAAGCUGACGGCCUUGGACUUCGACUAUAACGAGAUCGUGCGAGUAGAGGACUACAGCUUCUAUGGACUGCGGCUUUCCAAACUUAAUCUCAAGGGAAAUCGGCUGCAAGGAAUGCCGGAGCACGCCUUCGCCGGACUGGAGGAAUGCAUGCAGGAGAUAGACGUGUCGGAGAACGGACUGCGCACCUUUCCGCUGAUGGCUCUCCGGAAACUAGACCACUUGCGCAUUUUGCGGCUCUCAAACAACAGGAUUUCCACCUUCUACGGGGACAUUCAGUUGGCCACCAAUAAUGCUUCGGCGGCGGCGGCGGCAGCAACUGCGUUCCAGCUGCCAUCCCUAAUUUUCCUGGACCUGAGCUCCAAUCAGUUUGCCGAGAUCGGAGACGACUGUUUCAGGGCAUUUCCCCAACUGAAAACACUCUCGUUUUACGCCAAUCAAAUAGAGUUGGUCCAGCCGGAGGCUUUCAAGAGCCUGCGUGAACUAAUGUCCCUGGACAUGUCGCACAACAGGAUAAUAACAUUGGAUCCUAAGGUUUUUGAAAGGAAUAAGAGACUUCAAACGGUGGAUCUCAGCCACAAUCAUAUACACGCUAUAGGAGGCGUAUUCUCGGACUUGCCCCAGCUGAGGGAGGUCUUUCUGAGUGAAAACAAUAUUCUGGAGCUACCAGCAGAUGCGUUUACCAACUCCUCAAAUGUGGAUGUCAUUUAUCUAGAGUCUAACGCUAUAGCUCACGUAGACCCCAAUGUAUUUAGCACUUUGGUUAACCUCGAUCACCUGUAUUUAAGGUCGAACUUCAUACCUCUCUUACCCGUCACCCUGUUUGACAAGAGCACCAAGCUUACAUCCUUGUCCUUGGAUAAUAAUGAAAUCCAGGAUUUGGAGAUAGGCAUGUUCCGAAAGUUGGAGCACCUGCGUGAGGUGAGACUUCACAACAAUCGCAUCCGCCGGGUGAGGAAGGGCGUGUUUGAACCACUUCCUGCCCUUCAGGAGCUGCACAUCCAGAAGAACAGCAUUGAGGAUAUCGAGCCCCAAGCCUUUCACACUCUAGAAAAUAUGCAGCACAUUAAUCUCCAGGAUAACCAACUAACAGUGCUAGAAGACAUUUUUCCAGAAGACAACUCAUCUUUACUUUCUGUGCAGCUGGAGGCCAAUUACCUGCACAAAGUCCAUCCGCGCACAUUCCGCCGACAGCAAAAGGUGCAAAUCAUGUGGCUGAAAGACAAUCAGUUGACCAGAGUGGAAAAAUCAUUCUUCACCGAUACUCCGCAGCUGGGAAGAUUGUAUCUGAGCGACAACAGAAUCAGAGAUAUAGAAAAGGAGACGUUUGCCAACCUGUUAGUCCUGCAAUUUCUUGAUUUGAGUGGCAAUCAAUUGAAGCAACUAAGAAGGGAUUAUUUCGCACACCUCCUGGGCCUCGAGGAACUCAGUCUAUCUCGCAAUCACAUAGAGGCCAUCGAAGGGUAUGCCUUUGCCAAGCUGAAAAAUCUCAAGUCCUUGGACCUGUCCCAUAACCCGUUAGUGCAACUGACAAGCGAUGUGUUUUUGGAUGAACUACCCUUGAAUACUCUGAGCUUGGCCAAUUGCUCCCUGAGGAAACUGGAACAACAUGCCUUUAAGUCGCUGAUCAAUCUUUAUGAGCUAAAUCUGGAAAGAAACCAGCUGAAUACAGCGGAUAUUCAGAAGCUAGAUAUACCAAAUCUAAGAAGACUGCUGUUGAGUCAUAACAACUUCAGUCAUGACGGAUCUGGUGGCAUUAUGACAGGAAUUUUUGAUAGAUUGCGAUCUCUGCAGCAGCUCUCCAUGUCCAACUGCAGCUUGGGACAAAUUCCGGACUUACUCUUUGCCAAGAACACAAAUUUGGUAAGACUGGACCUGUGCAACAACAGGCUCUCCCAGAUGAAUCGCAACAUCUUUAGUGGCCUGAAUGUGUUCAAGGAACUGAAGCUUUGCAGAAACCAACUUACCGAGUUCCCGCACAUAGCUCUCUAUAACCUGAGCACUCUGGAAAGCCUAGACUUGGCUCGAAACCAAUUGUCCUCCAUAGAUUUCUUUAAACUUAGCGGAACCCUAAAUCUCAGACAACUUAUACUGCGGGAAAACAAGAUCACAGCCUUAAGCGGCUUUAAUGCCGUUAACCUAACUCAAUUGGAUAGUGUCGACCUGAGUGGAAACUUGCUACUCUCUUUGCCAGCCAAUUUCCUGCGUCACUCGAUAAAUUUGCAAAAGGUAGACCUGUCCAGUAAUCGAUUUCUGCAGAUACCCUCUUCAGCUUUGUCGGAUGUUUCAAUACCGCGUCUGUCUUGGCUAAACUUGACUGGCAACCCUAUUAAUAGGAUUUACACUGUCAAAGAGGAGAGGUAUCCCUACCUCAAGGAGCUAUAUAUCUGCCAGACAAACCUUUCCAUACUCACUUCAAAGGAUUUCGAAGCCUUUCAGGCAUUGCAGCACCUCCACUUGGUAAAUAACAGAAUAACCAGAAUUUCCCCGGGUGCCUUCAAGUCUCUAACCAAUCUGCUUACUCUGGACUUGAGUGUCAAUGAGCUGGAAAUGCUUCCCAAAGAACGUUUGCAGGGACUUCGACUGCUCCGCUUCCUCAAUAUUUCGCAUAACACCCUGAAGGAUCUGGAAGAGUUUAGUGCCGAUCUUUCGGAAAUGCAAACCCUGGAUCUGAGCUUUAACCAGCUGGAUCGGAUUUCAAAAAAGACCUUUAGAAACCUGCAUGGUCUGUUGGAGCUGCUGCUCAUGGGCAACCGGAUGACGGUCCUGUCGAACGACGCCUUCCGGUUUCUAAGGAAACUGCAUGUCUUGGAUCUUCGUAAAAAUUACUUUGAGCUGGUGCCUUUAGAUCCACUGAGGCCCCUGGAGACCAAUCUAAAAACGCUUAAACUAGAAGAGAAUCCACUGCAUUGCAGCUGUGAUGCCCAGAAGCUGUGGGAAUGGCUGCGGGAUCAUCGCAAAUGGUCGCUUUCUACGAGCCCCGGCGCAGGAGGAGGAGUCCGUGGGAUGGGUGGCGGGCCGAGUGGCGAUUCCAUUAAUUACCUAAGGUGCGAACACCCAACUGAGCUCCGGGGCAAGGUGUUUGGUCGGAUGGAGCCGCAACAGUUCUGCGACGCUCCGUUAAUACCCAAAAUGGCCAUCCAGGACAUCCAGCCUUACUCGGUAGUCGUGUCCUGGCAGAGCCGCGACCAUUUGGGCCUUAAUGGCUUCGAGAUUGUUUACCACGCCACCGGCGACGGGCUCGUUUCGGCCGGAUCUCCAACGGACCGUGAGCGGGAUAGUCACAGGGACAGGGGCCACGACCUCAUCAGGCAGCAGAAUCGGGAACAGGAUCCGCGGGCACGGGAACGGGAACGCGAGAGGGACCGGGACAGAGAGCGGUUCCCCGUCGCCACGGACGAGAUCCACGGCAAGCGGCUAAAUGGGACGGCCAGCUCGACAAAAUUAACCAAGUUGAGCCCGAAUACCCGCUAUCACAUUUGUGUCAUCGGUAGCGGUAAUUGGCUCUCAGAGCCGCUGGCGAACGCUCUGCAGCGGCUCCAUGCCAACGAGUCCGUGCGCGAGGAAGAGUCGGUGAUGAUGUCGGCGCCCUUGCCGGAGACCUUUUCGCCAUAUCAGCACCACCAUCAGCAGUACCGGAACGCCAAUGGAGCAAUGAUCCAGGACCAGAACCAGAAUCAGAACGCAGAACAGGACCAAGACAAUGCCAUCGGCAUGGACCAUGCCCUGAUAGAGGUGCUUAAGAACUCGCACAUUUCGGCCUGCACGGAUGUGCAAACCCUGGACUCCACGCCCAGUUUGGUCACCGACGAGAACGGACUUUCCAGCAAUGGGUUCAUACACUCCAUUCUGACCAGAAGAUUGGGCCUGAUUGUGGGCUGUUGCUUGGGCAUCAUAGUGUUCAUCGUUAUGAUCUCGGUUUUGAGCUAUGUGAAACUGAAGAAGCAGCGGAUUGAGAACGCCAAGCGGCAGGCUGCCCUGCCACCGGAGUAUAUAUCCUACAGACACUUCUCCAUACCAAACGAGGAGCUGACGAGGACCGCUGCAAAUGCAGGGGCAUCAGGGGCAGCGGCAGCAGCAGCUGUGGCAAAUACAAAUAAUUCGACCGACACUGGAAGCUCGUCGCACAUGUCCAGUGUGCCCAGUGGCAUUAGUGCUCAUAUAAGUGGGACCAGCCUAAGCACAGGUGGCACGGGCACCGGCACCACCACCACAACGGCCACUACGCCCAUCGGGAGCGUACCAAUUAUGGGGGUUACCUUGGGCAAGGCAUGCAGCCCCCUAGUGGGCGUGGGCUUGGUGGUCGCCGACUCCUCCCUGGACGGCGGACACGCCCAUAACCACAACCACGCCCAUGCCCACCGACAGAAUAACGGUUACAUGGCGGCGGGAGUGGUGCUAAAUACGAGCCACUUGAGCGUGUGUUAGUCUAACAAACAGCAGGGCUUAGUAAAUAAUUAAAGGUCUAAGUGCGAGUUGCGGGGUGCUGAAAAGUUUUUAAAAAUAUUAACUUAAUUCCUCUAAAAACUUGAAUUAGUUUCGUAUUCUCCGUGUUGAGCCCUAAAGAGUCCACACAUGGCUUUUGUGUCUUAUAAACAGUUUCUAUUUAAGUAAUAGCACUCUUUGCUUUAUUUUUUAAUCGUAGUCCCACUAAAAUGUUGCCAGGACUAGGCAAUCAGCAAUGUUUAUAGUAAAACUCAGUUAAAUAGAUGCAAGAAUAAAAAUGCUGAGUUUUCAAAUUUGAAAACUUAAACAUUCUUAAAGCCGCGUUAAGGCUUUUGACAUUUUUAGAGGUGUGUUUGCUUUAGAAAACAUUAAAUUCCCGCAAGCACAGCGUUAAUGUUAAGCUCAACCGAAAAUAAUCGCGGGCUCAGUCGAGAAUAAAUGAGUUUUCAGAGGAUCUACCGAAUGUGUGGACUAAAUUUUUGGCAUUCAGCAACAAAAUCCGUUAAUAAUUAAUUGGAUGGCGAGGUAUAUUGGAUUUUUAAGUGAAUUCAUCCACUUCAGCACCCCAUCAAAUCAAAGCUGCAAUCCCAAAAAAGAAGUGCAAAAUCCCGCAUAUUUCAUAUUUCAAUUGAAGUCAACACUUUUAUCCAUCAGACCGAAUGCAAAAGCAUUUCUUGCGCCCAAAUGCAUUUAAAUUACAAAAGCAAAACAAACAAAAAGCGAAACACAAAAAUAAACCAUGAAGCCCAUAAAAAGGAAUGAUAAGGGAAGAAAAAGGAAAAAUUAGGUUAGUGAUAAUCUCGAUGAUGCGUUCAACGUUCGUUUAGUUAUGACAAUUGAAAGUAGAGCAGUAUGCUAGAGUCGGAAGGCAUCGCGGAAUUUUCAAUGUAAAUAAAGUGGAAUCAAUGCGAAAUCUCAGCCGAAAAUGUUGCAUCUAAAUCAAAUUAAGGUUCCCCCAUAAAGCUAUUUAUAAGAACUACACGGACUUGGCUAUAUAUAUAUAUAUACUCAAUGGAACUGUAUUGGAGAGCACACACGCAGACAAUUUUUUUUAACUAGACGUAGUGAAAGGAUAAUGUAUGAGUGGAUUUUUUUUUGUUUUUUUUUUUUAACCGAACGCUGAGAAAUCAAAAACGAAAUAUUUAUAGAAUUCGGUAUGAAAGUGGCGGGACAUAUUACCAAAAGUAACUAACUAAUCAUAUAAACAUAAACAAUAAAACUAACUAGAGUAAGUGCGGAUUGUUAGCAAAACUCAAAGAGUUUCAUAUACAUAUACAUACAUAGACGACCAUUUUUUUUUUCAUAGUUAACUAUAUCGUUUUCCUUUUAUUCGAUUCGGAAACGAGUUAAGCUUUAGUCGAGAAUGGAAAUACACGGAAUUAAUUACUUUAGCAAAUAAAUUACGCAUAAUAACAGAGGCAAGUGCAGAAACCAAUCCAAAAUAAUAAUAAGAAUAGAAUGGCUAAAGAUUUUCUAGAAAAUUAAGAGAAAUGAAAUCAAAUCAAACCCACACAAACACACAUUCACACAGAACUCACGGCCGAAUCAAAGAUCCUCUCUACUCCUUUUCUCCCUGUGUACGGCUCUGUGUGUCUGGGCUUCUCAAAUAUUUUAAUAUUGUUAUAUGCAAAACACAACAACAACAACAACAACUAUAGUAUGCAUGUUAACCUAAGAAGCGAACAAUAACAAUGGCCAGAGGAGUAGGAACGCAAAAUGCAAAUCAAAAUCAAAAGUCGAACUUAAGACAAAAUAAAACCAACAGAAAAACAAGGCAAGAACAUCCAAACAAAAAAUAUGGAUAACAUUAAACAAAGCUUUGUAAUGCUCUACGGAAAGCCAAAAUUAUGCAUUCGCUGCCAUGCCAAAACCAUUUUCUUACAUUCAAGUUCAAUUGUAGGACAUAAAGAGCAAGAACACAAAAUACACACCCAAUGCAGACGUAAAAAAAUAUACAAGCAUACAGCAAACCUACAUUAAAUGUAACAAAAUAAAACCAAAAAAAUAUAUGAUAUGGCGAGCAACACAAAGUAAAAUAUUAAUAAAUGACAAGAAACUUUCAAGCAAAA